Molecule: messenger RNA, 893 nt
Organism: Dioscorea cayenensis subsp. rotundata (Guinea yam)
Lineage: Eukaryota; Viridiplantae; Streptophyta; Magnoliopsida; Dioscoreales; Dioscoreaceae
Exons: 2
Coding region: 136-735 (199 amino acids)
Source: RefSeq, a predicted model, not a curated record
CACCUCUCUCUACCAACAUCCCUCCCCCUCAUUUCUCAACUACCAUACAUACUAACAGAGUAUACACAGAGACACACACACAGAGAGAGAGAGAGAGAGAGAGAGAGAAGCAAACAAGGCCUUUCUCUAUUGAGAAUGGCUUCUUCUCUCUCCUUCUCCACUCUCAUCACCAUCCUCAUCAUCAUCAUCAUCCCUGCUCUCCUUCAAUGUCCAGUCAGAUCAGAUUAUAUCGGCGAUCAACUUCUCAAAGGCAUUAACAGCUACAGGACAACACAAAACCUUUCAUCUCUAACUGAGAACAUUAAUGCUGCUUGCUUAGCAGAACGAAUUGUCGAACAAUUCAAGGGCCAAGCCUGCAGCAACAAUACCGGUGAUGACACAGUUCCAGGGACUGAGCAACAAUUUCCCAACUUCCCGGACUUUCUUGAUCAGUGCCAUCUCAAUGCAUCAGUUAUUCGGGAUGGGACUAUAAUGCCGGCUUGUGUGCCUGGUCUUGAGCCGAAUCUUCUUCUCUCUAACUUCACAAAGUCUCAAUACUCCGAGUACCUUAAUGGCACUCAAUUUACUGGAAUUGGCAUUGGCGAUGAUGGCGAUUGGGCUGUUGUUAUUCUAUGCACUAAUACUCCUACUGGAAACUAUGCUACUGCCAGUGGCAAUGAUUCAUCGUCAAGUGUUGCUCUUCGCUCUUCUCUGCUGCUGUUGAUGCUGGGCCUCUUGAUUGUUUUGUUGAAUUAGUUGGCCGUAACUGAUAGAAAAACAGUGUUUCUUUUGAUGUUUACUUCAUUGUUUUCUGAGACAUUUUGAUAUUAAAAUACAAACUUUUUACUCUGAUGUAAUACAAUCUGUGUUCAAGUUUUCAUUCAACAGAAAUUAAAUCUGAAACCUGGAAAACC